AAAUCUGGAAAUCUUGAGAAGUGCCGAAGGUUUGAUGUUAGUGAGAGCGUGUGUUACUGUUUGUUGAUUAUUAUUGUAUUUAAUCGAAUAAGUCUAAAACUAUUUGUUAUCGUUGUGUAGAAUAUCAAGUAAAUAUGUGGUAUUUUAAAUAUGUUAUGUAUUAUUAAUUUGUAUUCUGUAUGGCGUAACUCCCUUGUAACGGAUUAAAUAUAUUUUAAGUGUGAUCUAGCUUAUCUUCCGGCAAUUAAUACGCUGUUUGGCUUAACCCUUAUGGUUACUUGGCUAAAUACAAGUUUAAAAUUAUAAUAGGCUACCAAUAGCUUAUAUUAAAUGUUACUAGAUUACUUAUUUUAAAGGUAGUUGUUGUUCUAAUGUAUAAAGUGUAACUUCAACUUGAAUACCAUGGAAAAUAAUCACAGGUUAGAAAAUUCAGAAGAUCAAGAACUUUCUGAAUCAUCAAAACACUAUCAGGAAUGUGAUCAAACAUCUCCCUUACACCAUGAUAAUUUACAAAGUGACAGUGUGGCAACACAAGAUAGUGAACCUAAGAGGGAAUUAGAUACCCAACAUGAAGAUGGUUCACCAGCACCUGGACCCUCUGAUAGCCCUACUUUAGCCGAAAAGAAUGGCUACAAUGUGAAUGAAGAGAGUGAAAAUUGUAAUGAAGAAGCAGCAGUAUCUUUAUUAGGAAAUGAAAUUGAUCAAAACCACGAGGAAGAACCAAUGGAAACAAAUGAAGAAUGUGGAAUAGAGGAGGAUAAUGAUCAAAGAAUGUCAGACUCCCAGUUGGAGAAUGAUAAAUUAUUUGCUGAGAAAGCAGAUCUAGACAACAUCAAUACUGAAGUAGAAGAUGGAGAUGGCAUUAAAAAUAGUGAUGAGUAUAUGGAAGAUGAAAGAGAAGGAAUUAGCCCAACCAUGGAUCGAAGUAGCUGUGUUGGUAAUUCAACAGAACAAAGUCAAGAGGUAGAGGAUAAUGAAAAAGAUAAAAUAGGAAUUGAUGAGAAAUGUUUACCUGUACCCAGUACACCAGAAAUUGGAGAAGAGAUCAAUAAAACUACGAAAGUUAGUAAAGUUACUGAAAGUGCUUUCCAGAAGUUGGCAAGUUUAGGUGUUAUAACAGAGGAAAAACCAUUUGUGGACACUAAAGAAAAUGUUCUCAAGAAACUUGCAAGUCGAAGUGGCAUAUCAAUUACACCAGCAGGGGGAACGUCAUCAUCUUUAAACUCUUCCAUUUUAAUCACUCGUACAAAACCUAAACACAAACCUGGUCCAAAAUCUGCCAUGCUGAAGCAAAAAGCAAAGAAAAUAAAGAUCGAUUUGACUAAAGAGUCAACAGAUAUUGAUAAAGACUUCAAUUCACUUAUAAGUUUUCUUUCUACAGCAGCUAAAGCAGAAGAAAUUUCUGAUCAACUUGAUACUGUUCCAAAACAUUCAAGUAAUACAGAAAUAGAUGAUGCAGAUGAUAUUGAAGUAGAUCCCAACUUAAAUAUCAAUGAUUCAUGUGUUAAUCAAGAUCAAAAUGAAAGUAGUGGUAGGGAAGUGAAUGUAAGUGUAGUUGACAAUCAGUCACUACAGGACAUGGAUGGAGAAAGUCAUGAUGAAUCAAAAUCCUUCAGCCAUAGUUCUGAGCAUCCAGAUGACAGUGAUGAUAAGAUUACAACAACCAUUUCUAAAGUAAAGAAUGUCAUAGAAGAAGGAUCAGCAGAAAUUUUGCUAUCAGCAACAAAAAAUGUAUUUUACAACAAAGUUCAGGAGUUCAAUAGGGAUAUGAGUAUAGCUGCAUUGACUGUGUUUUCUGAGAUGCAUCAGCAGGAUCCACGUACUCGUAACAGAGGCAAGAAGCGCAAGGCAGCAGCUAACAGUGAAACCCUCGUAGAUGACUCCGAUCCUUCAGAAGAGAAUGUGUUUGAGGCGGGAAAGAAAUGUGAAAACGGUAUCACAAUACUGGAAGCACUGUCAGCCACAGGUCUGAGGUCCAUUCGCUACGCCCGGGAGAUACCUGGGGUGAAGGAAGUGAUUGCCAACGAUCUCUCAGAGGAUGCUGUAGAGGCCAUCAAAAAGAAUCUAGAACAUAACGGAGUCCAAGAUUUGGUCACUACUUCAAGAAGUGAUGCCUCGAUGCUCAUGUACCAGCGUCAGGCAAACCAGGAGUGGUAUGAUGCCAUUGACUUGGACCCAUAUGGAUGUCCUUCUCGUUUCCUUGAUAGUGCUGUACAGGCUGUAAGGGAUGGAGGACUGUUACUUGUGACGUGUACGGACAUGGCAGUACUGGCUGGCAACUCGCCCGAGACUUGUUACGUCAAGUAUGGAGCAAUCAGCAUCCGUAGUCCGGCCUGUCAUGAGAUGGCACUGAGGAUAGCAUUGCAGUGUAUCGAGUCUCACGCAAACCGGUACGGGCGGUACAUUGUGCCUCUGGUGUCGUUUAGUGCAGACUUCUACAUCAGAUUGAUAGUGCAGGUCUACACAUCGCCCGUCACAUGCAAGCGAACCACCAGUAAACUGUCGAUGGUGUACCAGUGCGCUGGAUGUCAUACGCACACGCUACAGCCGCUUGGGCUCGCUUCACAGUCAGGGACGAGCACACAACCCAAGUUUCACCUGGGCCAUGGACCCCCGGUCAACACAAAUUGCUUCCACUGUAAUUAUAAACACCAUAUGGGAGGUCCUAUCUGGUCAGCACCUAUGUACAGUGCCAAGUUUUUGGAGAGCAUGCUCAAAGUCGUCGAGAACGGGAGGUUCACCACUUCUAAAAGAAUGCAAGGUAUGCUGGAAGUGAUACGAGAAGAGCUGCCCGAAGUCCCUUUGUAUUAUACUAUCUCUGGUCUCUGUACAAAACUGCACUGUCAAGCCAUUCCUCUCAUAGACAUCAGGUGAGUUGGCACAAUAAACAUUCA
This is a messenger RNA of Homalodisca vitripennis (glassy-winged sharpshooter), 2894 nucleotides long. RefSeq lists its product as uncharacterized. NCBI's taxonomy places the organism in Eukaryota, Metazoa, Arthropoda, Insecta, Hemiptera, Cicadellidae. Bases 403 to 2874 code for a protein of 823 amino acids. Gene Ontology annotation, biological process: tRNA N2-guanine methylation. The record is from RefSeq and is a predicted model, not a curated record. The transcript has 9 exons. Gene Ontology annotation, molecular function: RNA binding. Gene Ontology annotation, cellular component: nucleus.